UAAGCGGUGUUCUUUUUAUACAAAGUCAGCUUAUUGCCCCCACAAUCCGGGUCCUCAUUUUACCUACCUUGGAAGGAUGGAAGGCCGAGUCAACCUUGAGCCUGGUGAGAUUUGAACUUGCAGUAAUUGCAGGCAGCUGGCAGCUAAGUGCUACUUAACAGCACUUUAAUCUGCUGCGCUAUCAAGGCAGCGUUUUAAGUAAAAACAGAAAAAGAUUAAAGAUAAAGGUAUAUUCAUUUAAAAUAUGUAAAUAGUUGGAGGACAUUUCCUGGUGCACUGGAAAAAAACUUCAAAGUAGCAUCCUAAUUCUAAUCAGUUUGCUUAUUAAAACAUAAUUUUUCAUCUCCUGCUAAAGUUUUAUAAAAAUCCAGUUUAAACGUGGAAAGGAUGUCUCUUCUUUUUCCAGAUUAUUUUUUGAUGGAGAUUAUGUUUCUGUACAUUCACACACCCACACACAUUAUUAACCCACACACAUGCGCAUAUUAUUAAACCCAAUUUUUUGUAUUUUGUUACAAUUUCUGUAUGCUAGCAGGCCCAAAUUUUUCCCUUAUUACAAAAAGGGAAGGAUUGCAGGGAAAAGUUUUGUUUAGAAAUAUAUAACAAAUAAACCAUGUUCCGUAGUUCUGUUAUGUCAUAUGAGCAUAAGGCAAGAGAAAGACAUGCAGUUAAAGCAAACAUUUAACCAUACUAAUGAAUGCUAGGUUGCUCACUUCUUCCUUUGUUCAGUCAGUCACUAUGAACAGUGAACUAUGAACAUUAUAAAAAUCUUGGUAGAGGUUUCUUCGGAAAUGUAAUAUACCUGGCUUUUUCCAUUAAUUCAAUAUACGUUAGUUCUGCAAGAUUCAUGUUAUCUUCCUUUUAUUCUGCCCCAUGGCUCCCAUUUGUUACUGUUCUUCCUGCUAUUUCAUGUGUUAUUUACUGGUUCAUCUGUAAAGAAGAGAUAGUAUUAUUUGCACCUGCUGAAUGUUCCCAGUUACAUCAUACAUUUGUUCUGGCUCUUCAGAGAUUUUUGUAAGGACCGAUGCAAUAAAAUGUACAGUAGUACUUAAAAGUUUUUGAAUCCUUUUGCAUUUUUAUAUAUUCCUCAUAUUUCAAUAUUUCUGAUCCUCUACAGUGAGGGAUCUACUAGUUUCAUCAAUUCUGAAAAGUCAAUGGGGAAGCCAGAUUCACUUUACAACCAUGUUAGUAACUUAACAAUUGCAGUGUUUCACUUUAACUACUGUGGCAAAAUGGAGCAAAAUUAACAACUUGCUUGUCUUGCUUAGUGAUGGAAAUUUGGGGCUCAAUUGUCCUAAGUCAAGGAUUAUCUAUAUUUCAUUAAAAAGUAUAUGGCAGUAAAGUGUUUUAUGGGCAUGUUUAAUAUUACUGUGGAUUUAAAUCUCUCUCAAGGAACAUGUACAUUCAAUUUUAGCAACUGCACCAGGCACUUGACUAUGCUCAUAAUAGAUAUUACUAUGCCAGGAAUUACAUGCCAUGUAUUAUAUUAUACUAUGCCAUGUUUUGUAUGAACAUUUGGUUCAUGUUCAAGGCCACUGAUUAAAAUGUUAUGGCACUAAAUUCUUCACAGCUGUGGUAAAAACUCCAUUUUUGCAGCAAUCCCAAUGGAAGGGUCUUUUGCAUAUCCACACGCACGCACGCACAGCCAAGUUUGAGAAGUUCUUCAUACAAGACCUAGCUUUUAAGUCAGAAAUACAGUAAUUUUUUUUUAUUUUACUCUGGAAUUUCACAUUUCGUAUAUUAAUUGGCCACGAGAACAACAACCUGGCAUAUUCACAUUUGUUUUCUUAGUAAUUAUAGAUAUUAGUAACUCCCACAAAACACUACAUUUAUCUGGUUUGGGUUUGGAAUUUUGUGGUUUAUGAAUCAUAAUUUAUGGCCUAGGCAUUUUAGGUAAAAAGAACAAAUUGUGCUUUGUUCAAUAAACUGUGAUUAAAUUAUGAUUUAUCAUGUAUAUUUUACCUGUAACACACUCUUUAUAACAUACACACUUUUUCUUGUUUUUUUGAAUCCCAUGCUACCCAUCAGGAAAUGGCAACAGAAUGUUCUUCUCCUUUGCCAGAAAUCUCAGUCAGGUAAGCGCAGAGCACUGAAGCUGAAUUUUGCAAACCCACCUUUCAAAUCCACUGCACGAUUUACUUUGAACCCUGGAGUUCCUUUUCAGAAUCCACACAUUGAUACUCAAGCAACAAUGGGUAGUAAUCACAUUGCCCCCUUCACCUUCAAAAGGAGAGAGGCGGAGAUGAUCGUGAAACUUUCCAGCAGGCUACAAGAGAGACUGAGAACACACAGCAUUGAAUCAUCAGGAAAAUUGAAGAUUUCCCCUGAACAACAUUGGGAUUUUACUGCAGAGGACUUGAAAGACCUUGGAGAAAUUGGACGAGGCGCUUAUGGUUCUGUCAACAAAAUGGUCCACAAACCAAGUGGGCAAAUUAUGGCUGUUAAAAGAAUUCGGUCAACAGUGGAUGAAAAGGAACAGAAACAGCUUUUAAUGGAUCUGGAUGUAGUAAUGAGAAGUAGUGACUGCCCGUAUAUUGUUCAGUUUUAUGGAGCACUCUUCAGAGAGGGUGACUGUUGGAUCUGUAUGGAGCUCAUGUCUACCUCGUUUGAUAAAUUUUACAAAUAUGUAUAUAGUGUAUUAGAUGAUGUUAUUCCGGAAGAAAUUCUAGGCAAAAUCACUUUAGCUACUGUGAAAGCAUUAAACCACUUAAAAGAAAACUUGAAAAUCAUUCACAGAGAUAUAAAACCUUCCAAUAUUCUUCUGGAUAGAAAUGGAAAUAUUAAACUCUGUGAUUUUGGCAUUAGUGGACAACUUGUAGACUCCAUUGCCAAAACCAGAGAUGCUGGAUGCCGGCCAUAUAUGGCACCAGAGAGGAUAGACCCCAGUGCAUCUAGGCAAGGAUAUGAUGUCCGUUCUGAUGUCUGGAGCUUAGGGAUUACAUUGUAUGAGUUAGCCACAGGACGGUUUCCUUAUCCUAAAUGGAAUAGUGUAUUUGAUCAGCUGACACAAGUGGUCAAAGGAGACCCACCACAACUGAGCAACUCAGAGGAACGGGAGUUCUCCCAAAGUUUUAUCAACUUUGUCAACUUGUGCCUUACAAAGGAUGAAUCCAAAAGGCCAAAGUAUAAGGAGCUUCUGAAACAUCCCUUCAUUCUAAUGUAUGAGGAACGAACAGUGGAUGUUGCAUGCUAUGUUUGUAAAAUCCUGGAUCAAAUGCCAACAACUCCCAGCUCACCAAUGUAUGUUGAUUGAUACUGCUGCUAUAUCAAAACUCUAGUGCAAGUGCUGAGAGAAAGCAAGAUGUACAGAAUCUUCACCCCAUAUUGCAGUGUUUUAAUGCUCGCCCAGACACCAUGUGCAAUAAUGUUGGUGUUUCUCCUCCAUUCUGUCUGUAUAUCAUUGUCACUUACCAAGUGCAUCCAUGUAAUACCCGAACUCACAGUGUUAGUGUCAAAUCAAAGAGAGACUUUGCUUUGCUCUUUUUGUGGACAUAUACAUAAAAUGUGGAAAUAAGUAACAUUUUAUUUGUUGAUCAUGAUUGGAUAGCACCUAAAAGUUAAGUUCUAAACUCAGAAACUUCUCAGCAGCGACUGGAGGGAUUUUAUUCUCAAAUUCUUCCAACUGCUACAAAUAAUUUAAAGGAAAGGAAGUUAGUUGUUGGUCUGUCUGAUUCGAAACAUAAAAAAAUAAUAAUACUGCCUGGGAGACAGUAACUUGUGCAGCCAAAUGGAGCUACUUUUACCUUCUGGAGCUAGCAAAGGCAAACGGGGGAUAAUAUAUAAAUAUAUAUAUAUAAAUAUAUUUUUCUUCACAAAGUGCAAUAGAUUGAGUUGAAAUUCUGUUGCUUUUCAGCCACAGUGUAUAUUUUUUAAAACAGUGUGGCUCAGCAGAACUUCAUAAUGUUGGGGGAGGAAAGAGUGAUCAUGUAAAAUGGAUUAUUUCUUUACCAAAAAACAUUCAGUGUGUUGAAAGAGCUAACAAUUCAACUUAUAAGAGAGGAAGAAUAAUGUAUUCUUUCACUUUCCAUGGAAACCAGUCUUCAGCAGAAUUAGGUAUCCUACAAACUGUUAACCAAUGACAUAAAAUUUUGAACUGAGGAAUUAUUAAACUAUUCAGUGGAAUUUAACUGGCUUGUGACCCCUGAUUUCUAACUGUAACCUGGUGAUUAGCUGGCUAACUUUCACAUUUGGAAAGGACACUGGAUGACCUGCAGUUGUGAAUAGCUGUAUUUACCUUAUUAAAGAACUCCAGGUGUGAUUUGGAUCUCUGCUUCCUGUCUGAUAUCCAGUAUCAAAGAAGAUAAGCUUCCUUCCUCCUUUUCAGUUAGGUAACCUGUACUUCCAAAAUCACAGCAAAAUGGUGCUAAUUAAUUUGAUGUAUUUUUGGAUGAUGAAUUCAAUUUCCACUGAACUAUUCUGAAAAUGGAAUUCAGUUUUUAUGAUGGCUUAUUGAUAUAUAUUAUGGAGAAAAUUGCUGAGCCAACACCAAUCUGAUGGCACAUAGUCAAUAUUGAUAAUAUAAGAGAAUGUGUUAAAUUCUUCAAAGGACAGAAUACAGAACAAGGAAUUUUAAUAUUGUCAAUCCAAGAAAAAAAGCCAUAUAAAAUUAAAAUGGUAUUAAUUUUUUCUGCUAUAUUUGAUGAAAUACUCAUUUCUAACUGACAGCGGAAAAGAAGUGACCCUUGUAAGACACAACACAACGGAAACAAGAUCUUAUUGCUGUAGCCACUUAACUCUUAUAUUUCUAGUUUACCAACUGGUUAAUAAACUUUCAAGAGGAAAAACAAACAGUCUAAACAGGAACCUUUGCCCAUGCAAGAACAUAUGGAAUAACAAAUGAGAUAUUGUUUGAAUCGAAUUUGGCCUUUAAUAAUGCAAUAAUUCUUCUUUUUAGUCCUUUCAGGCAAAAGAAGUACAGAGCCUCCCAGCCUUACAUAUCAGUUUUCUGUUGGCUCUUCCUUGUCUUCGCCAAAAAAGAAAAAAUAAUAGUUAUAGAGACCCAUUUCCCGAUUCUAUUAUUUGUUUAUAUAAGCAGAAUAUUUCCAUGCAGUUGAUCAGAAAAUGGAGGUAGCUUCCAACACAGGCUCAGUGCGAUGGAAGUUCUAGCAUAUUAAUCAUAGAUUGUUAUAAUAUACUAUUAAGGGUGCAGCAUUUAUAUUACAGUGUAUGUUUAUAAAGAUGUAUAGUGUUCAGAAGCUGUGAAAAUAGUGUAAGAACUGUACAUUGUGAGCUCUGGUUAUUUUUUUUUCUUCUUGUACUAUAGCAAAAAAUGUAUAAAAGUUUAUUGAUAAGCUGAUGUGCAGGGAUAUUGCCUAAUCGUCUGUAAGUAAAAUGGAGUUUCACAACAUGAUGGCUUUUAAGAGCUUCCAACUAUUUUAUCUUUUCCUGAAUUGACUUCCUGUUCUAUUUAAGAUAUUCUUCAUGGAAUCAAAGUGUUUAAUGUAAUAGUUCUAUUUUUUUUCGCCUGCAGGUCAGUUGUAAUAAAUCAAGGAUACAACGUA
Pantherophis guttatus is the source of this 5498-nucleotide messenger RNA. Lineage: Eukaryota; Metazoa; Chordata; Lepidosauria; Squamata; Colubridae. The record is from RefSeq and is a predicted model, not a curated record.